This is a messenger RNA of Notolabrus celidotus (New Zealand spotty), 1760 nucleotides long. RefSeq names its product N-acetyllactosaminide beta-1,3-N-acetylglucosaminyltransferase 3-like. The record is from RefSeq and is a predicted model, not a curated record. Lineage: Eukaryota; Metazoa; Chordata; Actinopteri; Labriformes; Labridae. Gene Ontology annotation, molecular function: hexosyltransferase activity. The transcript is spliced from 3 exons. Bases 24 to 1232 code for a protein of 402 amino acids. Gene Ontology annotation, cellular component: membrane.
CAGCAGCCUGGUUAUGAGGGUAGAUGAAGAGAGUCAGGUGGUCACAGGGAACAGCAGACACUCAGUCAGGCUGGAGUGCAGACAUGAGGAGAGUCAGUCUUUUACAGAAAAAAGUCACCAAGAAGGCACCAUUGCUGCUGGGAGCCCUUUUCGUGGCUGUUUACCUCUACAUAGUCCCUACUGGCCAUAAUAUCUUUCAUCAAGGUGUAGGACAGGAAAACAGUCAACUGUUACCACCUGUCCAACAUACCUCCCAUGGAGUCCUCUUCCAAAGUUGUAAACAAAACAUGUCUGCUACCAGCAUUGAAGGCUUCAGCUCAUUCCCUGAUUCUAUGAAAGACUUUCUCCUCCACCAACACUGUCAACAUUUCCCCAUGAUACUGGACCUUCCAGACAAAUGUGGAGGAGUUGAUCGAUCCUCUGAUGUCUUCCUUCUGCUCGUCAUCAAAACCUCCCCAGGAAACUAUGACCGCAGAGAAAUACUGCGCAAGACCUGGGCCAAUGAGAGAUUACAAAACGGUGUGUGGAUCAGACGGAUCUUCAUCACAGGAAUUACAGGCUCUGGUUUUGAUAAGGAAAGACUGAACAGAGUUCUUGAGCUGGAGCAUAGUCAGUACAAAGACAUUCUUCAAUGGGACUUCACUGACACAUUUUACAACCUCACCUUGAAGCAGGUACUCUUCCUGAAUUGGAUGGAAAGAAACUGUCCAAAGGCACGCUUCCUGUUAAAUGGAGACGAUGACGUCUUUGUGAACACGAAUAAUGUUGUGAUGUAUCUCCAAAGCCUGAAGGACAAUGAUGGAAGCAAACACCUCUUUACUGGCUGUAAAAUAGAACUCAUGCCACCCAUCAGAGAUCCAUGGAGCAAGUACUUUGUUCCUGUUCAGCUAUAUAAGUCUGAAGUGUACCCCCAUUAUUGCAGUGGAGGGGGUUUCAUUUUAUCUGGUUACACUGCUUUGGUCAUACACAACAUGUCCAAGUCUGUUGCCCUUCUUCCCAUUGAUGAUGCUUAUAUGGGAAUGUGCCUGGCUAAAGCAGGACUUAGUCCUAGUAGGCAUAUUGGGGUGUUGACAUUUGGACUGCACUUUCCCUCUGACCUAGUCGAUGAUUAUGACCCUUGCCUUUAUAAAGAACUUCUUCUGGUUCACAGAUUCCUGUCAGAGAAAACAUAUUUUAUGUGGCACAAAAUAAAUGACCCCAAUCUCAAAUGCUUUGGUAAUGCAAAAGUGUGACCAUCAGGUGACAGACCAGCACCAAGAUAUACCUACUUUAUGACUACCUUUUCACAACCAAGCCAAUGAGGAAAGUUGUACCUUUAAAACAUGAGCAAAAUAACAACACAAUUCUCGCAAGUGGUGCAGUGGUUAGGGCUGUUGCCUCACAGCAAGUGGGUGUGUGGUUUCGAAGCCCUGGCCAGGUAGGAGCCUUUCUUUGUGGAGUUUGCGUGCUCUCACCAUGGAUGUGUGGGUUCUCUAUGAAAUGCUCUCAAAGACGUGCUUAUCAGUUUAAUUGGUGGCUCUAAAUUGCCCAUAGGUGUGAGUGUGUGCAUGAAUGGUUGUUAAUCUCUUUAUGACUCAAGCUCCUCUUCCAUCCUGGUAAACACUUCAAAUUUCGUGCUGGCUCUGCUAUUGUGGUAUCCAGUGUAAACAGGAAAUGAUAAAUGACUGAUGCUGCAAAGACUUGGGUUUAGCCAAUCACAAACAAGUACCAUGGUCCUACCCUUUCCGGUUUCGUGAAAUGUUUUUGUGUUUUUUGAAAUU